AUGACAUCUCAACAAAAAAUUUUAUCUUCUGAUCGUAUUCUUAGCAUACCUAGAGUCGACAUUGAUGAUCUCGAAUGUUCUAUUUGUCGUGGAUUACUUUGGAAACCAGUUGCCUGUCAAUCAUGUGAAACACCUUUCUGUUCCUCAUGUAUUCAUCAAUGGUUAGUCGAUCAUCCAAAACAUUGUCCAAAUCGGUGUGAAACAUACAUUGAACGAAAAUGUCCUCCAUUUGUUGCUAAACUACUUGCUCAAUUAAAUAUGCAUUGUUUCUACCGAUCUUAUGGCUGUAAUCAAGUUACUUCAUAUGAAGGAUUAGAUAAACAUGAGAUUGAAUGUGGUUUUCAGCCUCGCCAGUGUCCUGGUUGUAAAUCACAAAUAUUGAAAAAAGAUUUUGAUAACCAUACGAGCACUUGUCCAUCAAUUGAAUUAACUUGUCAAAAUUGCAAGCUCGUAUUCAAAAGAGCUGAUCUUAAUCAAAAACAUACAGAAAUUAUCUGCUUAAAAGAACAAAUUCGACAACUUCAAUAUGAAUCGAAAGAAUAUAAACGUGAGAUACACGAACUCAAUCUUCAAUUAGAUGAAAUGCGCAUAAUGAAUCCAAGCAUAACAGAAACCAAAAUUACAUUUAAUGAUUUACAAGGUACAGCCGACAAUUGUUAUCGUAUUCCAGCUCAAUAUCGAGGAUUAGAAUGGACUGGUAUGAAUUACAUUCAUAAAUCGUUUGCAAUCAAAAAUCAUCCAACAAGUGGAUAUGCAACAUCCUUCAUGCCCAAUGGUAGUUCGUACAUAGCAUAUUUCAGGGGUGAGGCAUCAGUGAGUGUCAAAAAUCCGGAUGAAAUAUUUACUCUUUUUUCUGUCACUGCAUGUGCUGCUUGGAACGAUAAUCUACAACUAAUCAUUACAGGUUAUCGAGAUGUCUUAGAGAUCAAGAAACAUACAGUGACACUUCUCUUUGGUAAACCACAAUUUAUUCUCCUUCAUUGGGAAGACAUAGACAAGGUCACUUUUGUAUCAUCUGGUGGUACUGCUCAUCCUGGUAGCGGCAGUGCGACAGGACCUCAAGUUAUAUUAACUCAAAUAACCAUGGAUUCACUCGAAUAA
This is a messenger RNA of Rotaria sp. Silwood1, 1101 nucleotides long. The record is from the annotation of a GenBank genome assembly. Lineage: Eukaryota; Metazoa; Rotifera; Eurotatoria; Philodinida; Philodinidae.